UCACUGCAAUAUUAAGAUCUUUACAACUCUCCUCCGCCAAGGAAUUAUCCAGUAAAUCUCACCAUGAACUUCAACAAGAUCUUUGUUUUCGUCGCCCUCAUUCUGGCCAUCAGCUUGGGACAGUCGGAAGCUGGCUGGCUGAAGAAAAUUGGCAAGAAACUUGAGCGCGUUGGUCAACACACCCGAGAUGCCACAAUCCAGGGUCUGGGAAUAGCUCAACAGGCCGCCAAUGUAGCAGCCACUGCCCGAGGCUAACCACGAUGAUUAACUGUCGCUGAUAAAUUUAAACUAAAAUACUUAUUUAUUCUAUGGUUCUAAGUAAAUAAAAUAUCGGAAAAAAUA
Drosophila takahashii is the source of this 342-nucleotide messenger RNA. Its product is annotated as cecropin-C-like. Gene Ontology annotation, biological process: defense response to Gram-positive bacterium; defense response to Gram-negative bacterium; antibacterial humoral response. Lineage: Eukaryota; Metazoa; Arthropoda; Insecta; Diptera; Drosophilidae. Gene Ontology annotation, cellular component: extracellular region. The record is from RefSeq and is a predicted model, not a curated record.